UUCGUAUCUGUUGGCAGCAAGAAAGGAAAAGAGAAAAUAAGGGGGGAGACGAGGGGGAAAAGAAGAAGAGCUGUCAAAAGAAUUCCCGAGUCUCUGAAACAGCGGAGGGCUGCGGCGUAUUAUCCCCCCUAGUUCGCCGUUCCAAACUGAGUAGGCCAGGGUGCUAUAGAAUCCCUUCUUGAAGUUCCUCCUCCUCGCUUUUCCGUCAGCACCCCGGCCCAGUGGAGUUUCGGUGGCUGUGUGUCGGGUGUUGAAGGUGGCCCGGGGAGCGGCGGCGGAGACGAAGAUGCGUGAUGCGCGAUAGAUAGAGCGAGCGUCUGCCACGCCUGAGGCCCAAGAGUGACCGCAGAGCCCCAGUCCAGCCCCGGCACUACACGAAUGGCCCAGGGAAACCACCAGAUUGACAUCCAGGUUUUGCACGACCUGCGCCAGAAGUUUCCCGAGGUCCCCGAGGGCGUCGUGUCCCAGUGCGUUAUUCAGAACAACAACGAUUUGGAUGCCUGUUGCAAGUACCUGUCUCAGGUGAGCCCCGCGUACCUGUACAACGACGGCAACAUCAGCCUCCCCCUCUCGUCCUCCUCCGUCUCGGUGAGCUCCCCGGCGUGCGACGAUCCCGGUUUGGCGCGCCUGCGCAAUCACAUGACUCAACUCACGCUGGGCCGGCAGUGCCAGCAUGUGCCCAGCAACAGCGCCGGCGUCCCGAGGAUGAACGGCAGCCGCGCGCUGUCCCACGGCCUGAGCGACGGGCCCCUGUCCGGCUCCCCCCAGACGCACGCCACCUUCUACGCCCAGGCCCACGAGCCCCAGCCCGCGCCCGCGCACUCGCACGCGCACUCCCCCGCCAGCCUGAGCGUCUUCGGCGGCAUGGAACCGGCGGCGGCGACGUCCACGCGCAAGCCCCAGCCCCCGCAGCACCUCGGCCUCUACCCCAUGGGCAGCAAGGUCCACGCCAUGGGGCCGCCGCAGGCGCCGCGCUUCAACCCCAUCACCGUCACGCUGGCGCCCAACAUCCAGACGGGCCGCAGCACGCCCACGUCCCUGCACAUCCACGGCGGGCCGCAGCCCGGCCUCGGCAGCCCGUCCGGGGGCAACUCCAUCUACAUCCGGCCCUACGUCAGCGGGCCCGGCUCCGGAGGCGGCCGGCAGAGCCACCAGCAGCAGCACCAGCAGCACCAGCAGCAGCAGCAGCAGGCCGGGGCGGCCCGCGCACAGUACAGCCCCACCUCGCAGCCCCAGCAGCAGAUCUAUCAGAUCAGUAGUCACCCCUCCAGCCUGACCGGGGGCUCGUGGAGCGGCGGAGGAGGUGGUAGUGGUGGAGGAGGUGGAGGAGGUGGUGGUGGUGGUGGCGGGGGGCUGCCGCAUAACCUUACCUCACAGCACCAGUCGCAGCAGGGCCACCAGACCUCGCACGUCUACAUGCCCAUCAGCUCGCCCACCAACCCUCAGGCACCCUCCUUCCUGCAGGCCAUCUCUGCCCAGGCCGCCUCCUCCGGCUCCUCCUCUUCCUCCGCCUCCUCCUCGGCCUCCUCCUCCGCGGCAGGCGGCGCGUGCCCUCCCUCCUCCUCCUCCAACUCCAACUCGGCCGCUCCCUCCUCCUCCUCCGCCUCCUCGGCCUCGGGCCUGCCCUCGUCCUGCUCCUUCAGCCAGUACAACAUCCAGAACAUCUCCACGGGCCCGCGCAAGAACCAGAUCGAGAUCAAGCUGGAGUCGCCGCAGCGGAGCAACUCGGCGGCCGCGGCCGUGCUGCGCACGUCCUCCUCCUCCUCGUCCUCCUCCUCCUGCCCGGCGUCCUCGUCCUCGCUGGGCUCCGGCGGCUGCUGCACCACCCCGCUCUCCAUCGGCGCCGGCGUGCCGGGCCUGAGCCGCAGCCAGCCCACCGUUUACAUCUCGGCCAGCCCGCCCUCGGCCUCGCUGGCCGUGCUCGGCGGCGACGACCCCUCGGCCGCCUCCGCCGCCGCCGCCGCCGCCGCUCUCCCGCCGAGCUCCUCGCGCGCGCAGCCCAAGUUCUACAUCUCGGCCAACGCCUCGGCGGACGACGGCUCCGGCGGGCGCAACCCGCCCACCUUCUACAUCUCGCGGGGCGAGCACGGCGCCGGCGUCAGCAUGGGCCCGGCGUACAUCCACCACCACCCGCCCAAGUCCCGCGCGUCCAUGGGCCACGGCGGGCCCGGCACCGCCACCUCGCCCCGCGUGGUGGUCACCCAGCCCAACACCAAGUACACUUUCAAAAUCACCGUGUCGCCCAACAAGCCGCCGGCCGUCUCGCCCGGCGUGGUGUCGCCCACCUUCGAGCCCACCAACCUCCUCAGCCUGCCGGCGGACCACCACUACGUGGAGCAGGACCCGCAGCACGCCUCCGACCCCCUGGCGGCCCACCGGGACCGGGCCAGCGAGCCCCGCCGACUCAGCAUGGGCUCCGACGACGCCGCAUACACGCAAGCCCUGCUAGUCCACCAGAAGGCCCGCAUGGAGCGGCUGUGGCGCGAGCUGGAGCUGAAGAAGAAGAAGCUAGAGAAACUAAAAGACGAAGUCAACGAGAUGGAGAAUGACCUGACCAAGAGAAGACUCCAGAGAUCCAAUUCUGUCUCUCAAAUUCCCUCGAUUGAGGAAAUGCAGCAGUUGCGGUGCAAGAACAGGAUACUGCAGAUCGACAUUGACUGCCUAACCAAAGAGAUCGAUCUCCUUCAAACACGAGGACCACACUUCAACCCCAGUGCAAUUCAGAACUUCUAUGACAGCCUUGAAAGCUUCGGUCCGGUCCCUCCAAAACCCAAAGGGCCAGAGUACCCUGGCUCACUGGACAGGAGAGGACGGAAAAUAAACGUCUCCUCCAAGUUAAAGAUGGACGCCUCUGCUGCUCUCCCUCCUCCUGUCCCUCUGGACACCCCCAGUAAGAGCGUGAAGGCGGUAGCCGACUCGGAGGAGGACGAGGGCACCCAGUGGAGCUGCACGGCCUGCACCUUCCUCAACCACCCCGCCCUCCUUCGCUGUGAACAGUGCGAGUUCCCGCGACACUUCUGAGCCACACCGGACGCCACAGCGACGCCAGGGCCCCCCCCGCACCGACCGCACUCUAAAACCCGGAAAAAAAAGCAACAAACACACACACACACACACACACACUCCGUCACAGUGGGAGAAUGGACGACUUCACUUCCUUCAUUCUUCUAGUCGUUUUGAGAAAACACGGACAGGGUUACCAGUUUUUUUUUUGUUGUUGUUGUUGUUCGUUGGUGUCCUGUUUCUUUCCCCCCUUUUUUUUGUUUUCUCCGAGGUUUGUCGAAUGCUUAAUCAUUGAAGGCCUGACUGGAUAGAGUUGUGUCUCUUAAACAAACCAACAAACAAAAGAAGCAAAACAAUGAAAAAAAAAAGAAAAAACACAAACGGAAGCCAGCAGCGCCGGCGGUACCUCUUCUUGGAGUGUGUGUGUACAGUACGUACGUGUGUGCCACACACACACACACACCACUGCCCCACCCAGCUCCGAGGGACAUUCCUCUGUCAAAGGGAGAGCCUCGGUCCUCCUUUCUUCAGUAUUAUCAGAGUACUGUGCCUCGGAGUGAAAACACACACACACACACACACACACACAACACACACACUCACUCACUCACUCACUCACUCUCUCACACACACACACGCACACACAAACAUAAACAUGCAUACACAUAAACACUGCCCGUACGCUCACACAGGGAAGACUGUGUGGAUGCCAGUGAUUUUGGGGCUCUUCUCCUUAACGGCAGGGAGAGGAAUCGGGAUUUGGACUCGAGUGUGUCUGUCCGUGUGUGUGUGCCACGCAGCGGAAACUGCCAUGAUGGGGAAAUGACACACACAGGCCCCUUCUGGGCCAGACUGACGGCCACAUCAGGGCCACUGUGUCCAGGGGCUGAUGAGAAGAUUCUGGCGGAGUUUCUGCCACUGAUGGGGGGGUGAAAAAAGGAAGCAUACGAUUCUCGUGUUAUUCUCCUUUUUCUUUGAGAUUACUCCUCACCAAAACCGGCGCCUCUGCAAAUUGUAGCGGAAAAAAAAACAACCAAAAAAGAGAAAAAACUAAACUGCAUGCUUUACAUGUACAGUCAAUGGAGGAGAAAACUAUUUCCCUGAACUUAUAACUGUACAUAGUUUUAGAAUGUGCUUUUAAACAACGAAAAAAGAUGCCUCCUUCUCACACUAUGAAUCUCUUAUAUUUCUUGUAAGUAUAGCUCUAUAGACUUACUAUAGAAUAACUUUUCCUCUCUUUCCCCCCCUCCCUCUCCCCCCUUUCUUCUUGAACAUGAAUAAGCACGGUUUCCCCAUUUUUGUAAGCUUUUGAACUUGAUUUCUGUGAGGAGGGAAGCAAUGCCUAUGGGAAGCGGAUUUGUUUUUGUUUUUGUUUUUGUUUUUUUUCCAAGGAUGUGUUCAUGAAGCUCUGGGCCGCUCGCCUCUCCUUACUGGCAUACAAAGCUGCUGACGGUCCUACGUACGAUCUGCGCAUGCAGCGGAAGUCGGAAGAUGGAGUUAUUUGUUUUUCUUUUUGUUUUUUUUUCCUCGUCUCUGAAGAUGCAAGAGAACUUUGGACUGUUAACAAGGACAAGAAAACAAGCCCACAAAAAAAAAAAGGAUUGACUAACCAUCUUAUCUGACAACUGGAAUGUAGGUUUAAUAUUUGGGGAUUUUUACACCUCUGUGCCAAGAGAAGGGUGCAUUUUUACCGAUGCACCCAUAAACAUUUUAUAGAAAAAGAAACUAUAUAUUCUCCAGAGUAAAGUUUGAGGGCUUGGACUAUUUUUUUUUUUUUUUUUUUUUUGGGAGGGUGGGGGUUGGGUUGAUGUUACCUGGGUGUAUGUGCGCAGCUUGAUCUAAAGAGAUGAGUGUUAAGCAACAAGGGCUUUCACAAAUGAAACAGUGUCACGGUGUUGGUUGGAUUGGGUUUAGAAGUAAACUAUGAAAUCAAUCAAUUACAGUCAACCAAAGCUCCAGGAUGCGGCUGCGCAAUAGGCAGCCCUGUCGUUCAUCAAGUGCCUCGCACCUGUGAUCACCUACAUGUGCCUGAAGCCUGAAGGACUUGACCUCGGCUAAGACUACACAAGCCAAAACAGACAGUGCCACAAGUGAUUAUUUUCCCCUCCCCCCAAAGUAUGUUGGUCCUAACUAUUGAUUUGAGAAUUCAGUGUUUACUGUUUUAUUGAUUUUUACCUUAAUAUUUGAAGUUUUUUUUUUUUUCCUCAGAUUUGUGAAAGAAAAAAAAAAUCUCACGUGUUGCAAUUUGCUGCCUCACCCUGCUGGAUUCGAGUGCUUUGUGUCUGAGUAAUCUAAGCAGUCACCAUUCAAACGUGUCUUUUUUUUUUUUUUUUUUUUUUAAAGCAAAAAACACCAGAGGAUUACAUGCAUUACAUGGAUGGAAUUGGUGAAAGGGUAGAGGGUUAAACACAAUGUCUCUGAAGCACUUAUGUGAUACUUUGACCUGUUUUAGAAUUAAAAAGGAAAUCCAGUAUCUGCUUCAGCCAUAGCCCAUUGAGACGAGUCUGUUCAUACGUGUUUUAUUAAUUAAAAGCAAAACAGAGAGACUAAUUUGGAUAUCUAAAGUUGUUUUUGAUUUUAGCUGGGAAAACUGUCUUUGUAACAGAUAAGUUAUUUGUAAAAAUAAAAAAAAUCUAUUCUGAAA
Messenger RNA from Sardina pilchardus (European sardine), 5647 nucleotides. It is a transcript of the gene tab2, whose product is annotated as TGF-beta activated kinase 1 (MAP3K7) binding protein 2. The coding region runs from base 379 to 3021 and encodes 880 amino acids. Gene Ontology annotation, biological process: positive regulation of protein kinase activity; positive regulation of canonical NF-kappaB signal transduction. The transcript is spliced from 8 exons. Lineage: Eukaryota; Metazoa; Chordata; Actinopteri; Clupeiformes; Clupeidae. The record is from RefSeq and is a predicted model, not a curated record. Gene Ontology annotation, molecular function: K63-linked polyubiquitin modification-dependent protein binding; ubiquitin binding.